UGCAACUGGCUACUGAUUGCUUGCAGAAAGGCAAACAGCAAUAACUGGAGACCGAGAUGGCAGAACAUCAGAAAAGAGAUUCUUUUUCUAUCAGUUCAAAGGAGAAGAGUUCGUUGCUAGAUAUGGACUUUGGGAAGGACUUUCUUAGUUCAUGGAAAUCAAUCUCAAUAGCUGAGAGGGAUGAAAUGGAUUUUGAUCUGACUCCUGGGCCUGGCAAUAAGAAGACAUUUAAGUUUGAUAAAGCGGAUGUGGAUUUUAAUUUGGAUGGUGAUUUUGGAAAAAUGUCAUCUUUCAAGAUGGAUAUGUCUGAUCUGGAUAUCUCCCCUCCACUUAAAAAGGAUGAAAACCCCAAGGAGAAGCCAAAAGAAUCGUCAUCCAGUGGAAAGGAUAAAGGAAAAGCUGACCAUUUUGCUUUUGCAUUUGACUUUGAUGAGUUGGACAAUUUCAAUUUCGAGUCAAAUUUAACAAAAGAUGUCUCAAAAGCUGAAAAAGACAAAAAUAAGGAAGGUACUUCUCUGAGUGGAAGCGGGUGUCAAGAAGAGGAAGGUUCCAUGCACAAGAAAGAUAUUAGAAGUAUGACCGUUUCAGAAGAUUGGGCACAAAAUGCAUCUGUAAAUGGAACUGCGAUGAAUGUUGAUAUGGAUAGCCCGGUUGGAGAAGAUGCAGAUCAUGAACCCAUACUCCCUUCUAAAUGUGCAAUGGAUGAUGAUGAUACUCCAGAACAUUCAGCUGCUAUUCAUGAAUCCGAUAAAGCAACGAGUCAUUUUGAUACAACAAUUGAUUUCAUGGAGGUACUUAAAGUGGGUCCAUCUGAAAAUUUGGUUUCAGCCAAACCAGUUCAGCUUGAAGGUUGUACUGGAAAUGAUGAUGGCAAAGAUAAAUCAUCUGAUUCGCACUUUAUCAAUGAGCCGACUGGAGACCAUUCAUCAGAGGAACAUGAUGACGCUAAUUCCGUGAGUACGAACACAACUAGUUCAAAUCGAAAACAAGAUUUUGAUCAUACGUCUAUUGACAGUUCAUCCUGUCAUUACAAAUAUGCAAUACCUGUCAACUCACACCUCCUCCAUACUGUUGAGAUUGCUGAGGAGAAUACUGGUAAAAAGAAUGAAGUUGGGGUUGAAGACCAUGUGAUGAACAACCGAGACAGAGUUGAAGUAGGUAAAGUUAAAUCACUCGUUGAGAGUUCUUGUGCCACUAGUGCUGUGCCAGGAAUACUCGGUGACAAAACAUCUACCAGGGAGAAAAAUUUGGAGAUUUUGAAGUCAAACUUUGUCGGUCAAACAGCUGAUCUGUCAGAGAAAGAAACAGAUGAAGGAAGAAAGCCAAGUGCACCCUGCUCAAAAUCUUUCAUUCAGACAGAGAAACCAGUAUGUCCUGCACCGGAUGUCUCAAACCAGACAAUAUUUGCCCCAUUAAGUACUAGAAAGAUGGGCACCCUUCAACCCAGUCUAGUUGGACGGAAAAGAGAGGGCGUGGUUAGUACUCAAAGUGAUACAAGAGUAGCCCCUCUCCCCUUGCAAUAUUCCAAACUAGUGAAAACACAGCUAAAGGAAUUUCCCAAGAUACAGAAGCAGGAAAGCUAUGUGGCUCUCAAGGUCCCCAGUGCUGAGGGGCUAGAAAAUGGGAAGAAGCUGAAUGAUUCUUCUAGCGCACUAGGUAAGGAGACAGAAACGACAAAAGAGAAGAGCGUGAAAGAUACGGAUGCUCUUAGAAACUCUGGCUCUUCCUUUUCCUUGGAGGUGAACAAAAAUGCAGAACAGAAGGGUGGAAAUCCAAUUUCCUUCGCAGCUAUUCGAUUAAGUAAUAAACAAAUUCCUGCUGAAGAACAUAAUAAGCUUUUCUCGAUUGAACGUGGUAGGAAGACCCCUGAACCCCCAGGCGUGAAACUCCAAUGUUUAAACAUUGAGUCAACAAAGCCCGCAAUUCAGAAAGAUAUUAAUCCGAUUGGAAGCACUGUUCAGAACAGGGUUUUAUUAAGGAAAUCAACAUCUGAUAUUGCUCAUUCGUCAAACGCCAAGAAGCAAAUACCUACUGCCCAAUCCACAAAGAGAAAAACACCGGAGGGGGUUACCACAAACAUUAGUGUCUUGAAUCCAUCCAAAAGACUCAUCCAAUCACCUACUGCUAGCAGAAUUGCUGUGGACUCAUCAGAAAAGAUUCUUGACCUAAAGGUACCCAACCACAGUAACAUUGAAAAUAAAAGCAUCAAAAGUACAAUGUUCAACACCGAACUCUCUACACUUAACAUCCCUCAUGAGGCAAAUGUCAAAGAAGUACUUUCUACACUUAACAUUCCCCACGAGGCAAAGGUCAAAGAAGUGAACAUGUCAUUCUCGAUUGAGAGUAAUAACAACAUCAAACAAGCUGAAGCUCAUGGCAAGGAGCUCGACGAUCUGUGCAAUAUGCUGAGGAAGAAACACGAUGAAGCGAAAGAACUACUGGUUCAGGCUGUCGUGAAUAGCAAUAAGCUGCUGAUGCUCAACAAUCCCCUUCUACAUGAAAAGAUAUCCUUUUCUAUUGAAUUACUAAUUUAA
Molecule: messenger RNA, 2534 nt
Organism: Striga asiatica
Lineage: Eukaryota; Viridiplantae; Streptophyta; Magnoliopsida; Lamiales; Orobanchaceae
Source: the annotation of a GenBank genome assembly